AUGAUGUGGGUCUCUGGCGUGGUUGCAGGAAUCCGCAAUAUUUUUAGUGGGAACGAGUCGAAGGUGAGCUUUGAUUCGUAUAAUUCGGAGGCUAGUGAGAUAUCCACACUGCAAGUGUGUGGAGGCAUAAAGACAGAGGUAUCGAAGCUGCUGAGCCCGCGCCUUCAAGUGUCCAGGAUUGAUUUUUUUGAUGGAAAAGUGCACAUGAGCCAGGUGUUUGGAGCAUUGAGCUUGAAGAAUUCUCUGGUACAAUUUGGAAUGGACAAUGAGGGGAGCAUGCGGCUUAGAGCAGUCCAUACAAGCGGAGGAGUCAUUGGGAAGAUCCAUACCAUUGUGAGCGGAAGCCGAGAAGUGUUUAGCCAAGCACAGGUAGACAUAAAGAGCAAAGCAAGCAGCAUUGGACUGAAGCUGAUAAGCCCGGCAAUAAAAGGAUCACAGAUGAUUUGUGUUGCAAAUGUACUGCAGCAGUUUGGAUCGCUGUGUGUUGGAGUGGAGGUUAUCAAAACAAACGAUGAAGUCGGUGUUUCUACAUGUGGAAGAUAUGAAGGCAAUAAAGGAAUAUUUUCUGUGGGGCUGCAGCAAUUUACUGCGCUGAGCAUGAGCUAUUAUCACAGAUUCAGCAAGAUGUUUGAUGCAGGGGCAGAAAUCCACAUGCCUCGUGGUGACUCGAUCAGUGGAGCACUGGGAUGCAGGCUUGUGACGUCAAAGGCACAGGUUAGAGCAAGUGUCAACAGCAACAUGGCGCUAGGAAUUGCACUUGAGGAAAGAGUGACAGACGGGCUCGCAUUGAAUGCAAACCUAGAGAUCGGGAGGUCAGGAUGUACUCAUGGGCUUGGGUUUUCGCUGGAGUUCUGA
Molecule: messenger RNA, 855 nt
Organism: Ordospora pajunii
Lineage: Eukaryota; Fungi; Microsporidia; Ordosporidae
Product: porin
Exons: 1
Coding region: 1-855 (284 amino acids)
Biological process (GO): protein import into mitochondrial matrix
Cellular component (GO): mitochondrial outer membrane translocase complex; mitochondrial outer membrane
Molecular function (GO): transmembrane protein transporter activity
Source: RefSeq, a predicted model, not a curated record